Molecule: messenger RNA, 1937 nt
Organism: Trematomus bernacchii (emerald rockcod)
Lineage: Eukaryota; Metazoa; Chordata; Actinopteri; Perciformes; Nototheniidae
Gene: uqcrc1
Product: cytochrome b-c1 complex subunit 1, mitochondrial
Exons: 13
Coding region: 65-1501 (478 amino acids)
Cellular component (GO): mitochondrion
Molecular function (GO): metal ion binding
Source: RefSeq, a predicted model, not a curated record
CGAAGACGAAGAAGACCCACGACAACAGAACAGACUCCCUUAUCGUCUGUAACCGUACUGAGAAAUGGCGGCGUCCGUGUGCCGAGUAGGGAGCACCGUGGGUCGAGCCCUCGCCAAAUCCCGAAAUCCCAUCCUGCUGUCUCUGAGGCGCGGACAGUCUUCAGUCAGCUAUGCCCAGAGCCUGCUGGGAGCCCCUGAAACUCAACUCACUACCCUGGACAACGGUUUUAGGGUCGCCUCCGAGGACACCGGACAUGCAACCUGCACCGUUGGACUGUGGAUCAGUGCUGGUAGUCGCUAUGAGACUGAGAGGAACAACGGAGCAGGCUUCUUCCUGGAGCACAUGGCUUUCAAGGGAACCAAGAAUCACUCUCAGACGUCCCUGGAGCAGCAGGUGGAGUCUAUGGGAGCCCACCUGAGCGCCUACACCUCCCGCGAGCACACAGCGUACUACAUGAAGACCCUCGCCAAAGACCUGCCUAAAGCCGUGGAGCUGCUGUCCGAAGUGGUGCAGAGCUGCUCUCUGAACGAGGCAGACAUCGAGCAGCAGAGAGGCGUGGUGCUGCGCGAGCUGGAGGAGGUGGAGGGGAACCUGCAGGAGGUUUGUCUGGACCUACUGCACGCCACCGCCUUCCAGGGCACUCCUCUGGGACACAGCGUGCUGGGACCAUCCAGCAAUGCCAGGACUCUGACCCGUCAGGACUUGGUGGACUACAUCGGCAGCCACUACAAAGCCCCCCGCAUGGUGCUGUCCGCUGCUGGAGGUGUGAACCACGAAGAGCUGGUCGGUUUGGCCAAAUCUCACUUCAGCGGUGUCUCGUUCGAAUACGAGGGCGAUGCCAUCCCCGUGCUGGCCCCCUGCAGAUUCUCAGGCAGUGAGAUCCGUAUGCGUGACGAUGCUCUGCCUCUGUGUCACGUUGCCAUCGCUGUUGAAGGCGCCAAUGCUUCCAGCCCGGACAUCGUGACUCUCAUGGUGGCCAACUCCAUCAUCGGCAGCUUUGACCUCACCUACGGCGGUGGAAAGCACCUGAGCAGCCGUCUGGCCCGCCUGGCCGUGGAGGAGGACCUGUGCCACAGCUUCCAGGCCUUCCACUCGUCCUACAGCAACACCGGCCUGCUGGGCAUCUACUUUGUGACCGACAAGCUCAAGAUUGAAGAUAUGAUGCACUGGUCCCAGAACGCCUGGAUGAACCUGUGCACCACAGUGACGGAGAGUGAUGUGGUCAGAGGCAAGAUCGCCCUGAAGGCCAGCCUGGUGGGACAGCUCAAUGGAACAACACCAAUUUGUGACGACAUCGGCAGACACGUCCUGAACUACGGACGCCGUGUUCCUCUGGCAGAGUGGGACGCUCGCAUCGACGCCGUGACCCCCAGGAUGGUGCGUGACGUCUGCAGCAAAUACAUCUACGAUAAGUGUCCCGCUGUGGCAGCUGUCGGUCCCUGCGAGCAGCUUCCCGACUACAACAGAGUGCGCAGUGCCAUGUACUGGCUGAGGUUUUAAAAAGCAUUGUUGUGUUGCUCCGAGUGUCCCACGUUUGCUUCUCAUCUUCAUCUUCAACCCGCUUCCCUCCGCCAUCACUGCGAGAGAGACUUCACUUGAGGGUUGUCCACUCGCUGGCUCAACAGCACAUAAUCCUCUCUCUUAUCCCGCCCACUGAUCACUCUUAGUUAGGAGGGCAGCCAGUCUCCUCAUGCGAGUAUUGAAAUCAAACAUCAGUUACCUCUUGAUUGCCCAGUUCCUCAUUACCUGCUACUGACUUGCAGAGUGGAGAGAGAGAGAGGGCAGACUUGAAUAGGAAAUAAUCCACUGGACACGGCCUAAACACAGCAAGUCUGGAGCAAGAGUAUAUUUAUAAUUUCUGUAACAUUUGUUUCUGUCCUCUAUUGUACAUAACAGAAGCUGUCAUUCUGACAAAAUAAAAAUACUGUAAAACUUA